Molecule: messenger RNA, 7286 nt
Organism: Perca fluviatilis (European perch)
Lineage: Eukaryota; Metazoa; Chordata; Actinopteri; Perciformes; Percidae
Gene: panx2
Product: pannexin 2
Exons: 6
Coding region: 2599-4596 (665 amino acids)
Biological process (GO): positive regulation of interleukin-1 production; monoatomic cation transport
Molecular function (GO): channel activity
Source: RefSeq, a predicted model, not a curated record
GACUCACAGACUCCUAGCUCAACACGAGCUAAGUAGGACAUGAUGGUCCUCUGGUGAAAUGUUCCUGCAGUGUUCCAAUAGGGACUUACUGAUGAGUCAAAAGUGAGAAAACAGCGAGGAUAGGCUACUUUAUGGUGUGUUUUUUUUCUGUUUCACAAUUAGUAUAAAGUUGUACCUUUCUAAAAAAUGUAUCAUUGGUCUGCCAUAGUUAUCUGGUCAGAUUUGUUUACUGGCUGCCUGAGAUUAAGUUUCAGAUCCGUGCGCACUGAAAGUUCUUCCCUCUUCAGCCAUCAUCUCAUUCAUAAUGCAUGAAUGGGGAGCAGGAUGCUGUAGCCAAAGAAUGUGGGAUAGGCCGUUUUUACAGAAGCCAUUUCGACAUGUCAUUGCAGGGCAAACACAGGCGUGAUUAAUAACAUUAAUUAUAGCCCAGUUCCAUUCAGGUGGGCCAGAGCCGUGGUAUGAGCUAGCAUGCUAGCUCACUGGAAUUCAUUAAGUUGAAUGGGAACAUAAUCUGGGACCAUUUGGUCAGGAGGACUGCUGUAAAAAGGGCCUAUUGUCUCUCUAAACACUGGUAGCAUCGCCCAGCUGAAGGGCCUUAUCUGUUGGACUGCAGUUCCAAUGGCUUACAGACAUCAGUGCAGCCUCUAACCAAGCACUUAAGAUGGGAUGCUGCAACUUUAAAUUAUGCAAAGUGUAUUUCCUCUCUUCCUUUAGGGCAGUUUGAAGAUGUGGAUAAAGUUAUCUUCAUUGUUACCAGGCAGUAUGUAGACAGAGCAGUGCCAAAUCAGUACUGUAUGUUCUGGUUUCCCAUAAGGGACAUCUUGUUCUCUUUCUCUCAGGUAUAACUCCAAUCACUGCAUGAUGUCAGCAUUAAAUGAUCAGUGUUUAGGAUUUAGGGGGAUCUAUUGGUAAAAAUUGAAUAAAAUCUCCAUAAUUAUGUUUUCAUUAGUGUAUAAUCACCUGAAAUUAAGAAUCAUUGUGUUUUCAUUAGCUCAGAAUGAGCCCUUCAUCAAUUCUUCCAUGGAGCCCACCAUGUUUGCCAAUAUACAAUAGCCCAGAACGGACAAACCAAACACCGGCUCUAGAGAGGGCUUUUUGUGUUUUUAUGUAACCUGAAAGCCACCGUAGGUUUUACUACACGCUUGAAAAUGGAGGGCUGAGGGAAAGGCUAUUUAGUUGGUUACAAUCUGCAACCUCACCGCUAGUUCCAACAAAAUCCUACACACUGGUCCUUUAACACAUGCAGCUUUUAAUCAUUCUUAUUUUACAGAAAUCCUCUCCUUAUGAUCUCGCUCACCAUGCGGGUGAGAGCACACUUAGUGUCCCCUGUACUAAUGAAACCGCAUCUCAAGGUUCCACUCUCCGAGAUAUUAAAUACACUUUCGGUCCCUGGAUUUAGAGGGCUUGGCUUUUAAGGAUUUCAUAGAUGAGCUGUGUUUUUGCAUAAUGAGAAGAAAGUAAGAGGAAGGGCAGAAGGACUACAGUAAUGACGAGAGAAAGUAAAAGGGGAAGGAGAGCGAGAGGUUAAGGAUUGUUGAUGGGAAGGGUCGAUGUAUUCACACUCCUCACCGAGGACAAUCACGUAACCUUCAAGUGAAGUGAGCAUGCGGCAGGAGCAGAUUCCACCCUGCACAAAUACUGCAAAGCAUAAUGCAUGCUCAUGCAUGCAUGCAUGCAUACACACUCACACAUGCGCACACACACACACACACACACACACACACACACACACACACUCACAUCCCCCUGACACGUGUGUGGGUUCACCUGACAUUCCAGUGGGAACACACUGUUCCAUGGCGAUAAUGACCACCAGGAGUACAGAGAGGGUCAGUGGACAAAUUGUGGAAAAAGCAGAGUCAGUGUUCAAAUUUUUUUUUUUGUCAAUUUACUCAAAUACAUUUUUUAUCAAUUUCCGGUUAGCAUACCCCCCAGAGAAUACAUUUGCCUUUGAGUGUCCUUUGCUUGAUCAAAGGAAAAUACCCCCUCAGAUGUGACCACAUUCCCACACUCCACUGUUCACGGAGUGAGGAUUAGUCGUCCUCAGCCACUUGACUGCACUAUAGAGGACAAUGGAUUGGAACAGAGAGCUUUCCUGAAGAAGGACAGGAUUGGUCAGAGCUUCUCCUUACCGAAGCUCACGUAACAAGUCUUCAGCCAGCAAUCACUCUUCCUGGGGAUCGCAAGGACGCCUCCUAAACUCAGCUCAUUCCUCAACCUGCCACACAGACUGAGUGUGGACUGAGGCCAGGCACUGUAGAAAAUGGAGCAAAACAUAAGGAUGCACACCCAAGAGGCCGAGCGAGAAGUGUGCUUCUGAACGUUAUGCCUGUUCUUCUAAAAGAGAAGAGCUGUGGGAAACUGUAGAAAACCCAAAGUUCCGAAGAACACAGACUACCACAGUAUGACCCGCUGCCUCCCCACGUAUGGUGACAGGGGCUGAACUUGGCCACACAUUGCUUUAUGUGUGUGUGUGCCUGUGUGCGAGUGUAUGUGUGUGUAUCACACAGUGUUGAGGAGUUUUUAACUUCAGCAGGGAGUGUCUGGCCUCCCCUCCAGUCCAGAGGGAGGUGGUAGUGUGUCCCCUUUGUGUUCCGGAUGCAGAACAUCCUCGAUCAAAACCUAGACAUGGCUACGGCUUUACUCGCCGGCGAGAAGCUGAAGGAGCUGAUCCUGCCCGGCUCCUCUCAGGAUGAGAGGGGCGGGUUACUGGCUGGCCUCAUGGUGCAGCUCAAACUGGAGCUGCCCUUUGAUCGUGUUGUCACCAUAGGGACGGUCAUCAUCCCCAUCCUGCUGGUCACCCUAGUCUUCACAAGGAACUUUGCAGAGGAGUCCAUAUACUGUUACACACCACACAACUUCACCAGAGAUCAGGCACUGUAUGCAAGAGGCUACUGCUGGACAGAGCUGCGGGACGCUGCGCCUGGUCUGGAGUCUCACCUUUGGCCUUCACUAUUUGAACACAAGUUCCUGCCCUAUGCCCUGCUGGCCUUCGCUGGAAUCAUGUACAUUCCUGCUUUGGGCUGGGAGUUCCUUGCCUCUACACGGCUCACUUCAGAGCUCAAUUUCCUGCUUCAAGAGAUUGACAACUGCUAUCAUCGAGCCGCUGAGGGCAGAGCCCCAAAGAUCGAGAAGCAGAUCCAGUCCAAAGGACCUGGCAUAACUGAGCGAGAGAGGAGGGAGAUCAUAGAGAACGCGGAGAAGGAGAAAAGCCCCGAGCAGAACCUGUUUGAGAAAUAUUUGGAGAGACGAGGCCAAAGUAACUUUCUGGCUAAGCUUUACCUGGGACGCCACCUGGCUAUUGUCUGCCUCAGUUCCAUCCCCAUUUCCUACCUGAGCGCCUACUAUGCCCGCCAGAGGCAGAAUGAGUUCACCUGUGCGCUGGGUGAGCCACCAGACACUAGCAGCUAUCAAGAGCUGAAGCUCAGGGUCAACUGUAAGCUGCCUGCUGUGCAGCUGCAGCGCAUCAUGGCAGCAGUAGAUAUCGCUCUGCUCUGCACCAUGAACCUCAUCAUCCUGAUUAAUUUGUUGCACUUGUUUGUGGUGCGCAAGUCCAACUUUGUAUUUGACAAACUACACAAAGUUGGCAUUAAAACGCGGCGACGCUGGCAGAAGUCUCAGUUCUGCGACAUCAACAUCCUGGCCAUGUUCUGCAACGAGAACAGGGACCACAUCAAGUCGCUCAACCGGCUGGACUUCAUCACCAAUGAGAGUGACCUCAUGUAUGACAAUGUAGUCAGGCAGCUGCUGGCUGCGCUUGCACAGUCCAAUCAUGAUGCUACACCCACUGUGAGGGACUCUGGGAUACAAACAAUUGAUGCCCACAUGGACCCCUCUGAUCUUGGCGUGGGAGAGAUGGCUGGGGAGCCGCUGGUCAUCAAACGGCCCCGCAAGAAGAUGAAAUGGAUCCCAAGCUCAAAUCCUCUUCCUCAGCCGUUUAAGGAACCUCUUACCCAGACACGGAUGGAAAACAAUGCCAAGACUGAAAAACCCAAACCAGUCAGACGAAAGGCACUGGCAGACAGCUUCACCGCACCACUUCUGGAUACAAAGAGCACACAAUAUCCUGCAAUUAAAAAUUUGAGUGGGAUGGAGAAAAAGCACACUCGCAACUUCUCUCUGGACGUCCACCCAUACAUGCUGACCAUUCGUAAGCCCAAGGUGGAGGCCACAACCGCAGAGCCUCUUCCCUCAAAGCACAACAUGGAUACAGUGUACCUCGAAGGCACACACACUAUCGUUCAUGUGUCUGGUGCCAUUACAGAAACUAAGAUUUGCUCGCCACAAUCCACCAACACUGCCUUUUCUACGGUGACCCUGCCCACCACUACUUACGUAAAUGGUGUGAGCCCGAACCCUCCCUCCAGUGAGGACGCACUCAGUCCCAAGUCCUCGCCUCCUCCUCCUCCUUCUCCAAGGGAGCCUCCCACCCAGACGGAAAACCCUGAGUGUCCGCCACCACCCCUGACCAGAGCCCCUACACACCAGCUGCUGAGUAUACAUCACACUCUCUUUGAGGAAGAAGAGGAUGAAGAACACCGCAGGGACAGACUGGCAGAGAGACCCGGGGAGCUCAUCGCUGCUGGGGAAUGUUAAAGGAAGAGAAGAAGAGGGACGCCGACAGAGAUUCCUCUCCCUGACACUACACUCACAUGACCACCAUGUCGAUCACCUUCUAUCAACAGCCACCUCUGCUCUUUAAAUGAACUCACACACACUUCUGUGAUGGGUGGAUUGGACAGUGAGGACAUGACAUGGAACUCUAGUAGUCGUAAAAAGCUAAAUGACUCAACUUUUAGAUGGGAAAAUUAAGGAUAAGACCAACGUUUGUGUAUUUGAUAAUGUUGACAAGAGUAUUGCUGUCGGAAAUGAUGUCACAUUCAUGUCUCAGGAUGACUGUGUACAGCUCAACACCCUCCAAUGAAACCAGCAGUGAUUUAAUUCAACAGGGUGCUACAGUGCAGGGUCAUACAGCUAUAUGAAGAAGGCUCGAAAAGAAAAGAUAGAGCGGCAAUGAAAGAUCAGUGAGCUUUCCAAAAAAAAAAAUAAAUAAAAAUGAGCCACACCUUAGAGAUGCAUAUCUGCAAAGAAGACUGCAUUAUAGCUUCAAGCAAAAUGUAUUUUAAACACGUAUGAUAACGCUUAGUCCCUUUAUCCCAAUAGCCAAGUAGAAAGGUAGCUCAUGCAAUACAGUUGAGAUCUACACAAUUAAUAUGCAAAAGAUCACAAUAUAAUUGUGGCAAUAAUGUAUGCGCUUACAGCAUCAUAUUUCACAGAACACUAUACAUGUAUAGACACUGUAUAUGACUCAGUGUUUGUGGGGUGUUUAAAAUAUGACACACGUUUCAUGGUUUUAUCAUUGCCAUUUCACCGUUGAUUAGGAACGUGUAUCAGAUCUUGACUCCACUAUAUUUGCACGUCAUUAUUUAAAAGGUAAAUUGGCGUAUUAUAUAAAGGGACGGAAAAGGCUACAAUGAAAGGGUGGUGUUGGGAGGUGACAUGCAACUACAAUAUUGCUCAAAGAAACUGUCAGAUAUGUCUAUAUAUCUGUGAUAGAAAUGCAGUGAUGUGGGUGUUUUCUUCUUGAAGACUAUAAAAGCAGCUCUAAUGUGAUGAAUGGAGCUGGUCUCACUGGUAAAGUAUGUGACUUUUGUGUUCUGCUGGCUUCUUGUGGGAGUGCUGUGAUGUGAAGUGAAUGAAGUGAUGAGUAGAUGUUAAAUCCUUACUCCCUAGAAGGUUUAUUACGUGAUGACUAAGCUUUUGAUUGCCAUCUGCUGUCGCCGACACAAUCUACAUUUCUUUCAGUAGUUCUGCCCUGUCUCACAUUGUGCCAACAUCUGCUUUGAAGGAUUUAAUAGUUAGUUAGAAUAGUAGGUCUUAGUCAUUUGCAAUAGAAACCAAGCAUUUGAGGCAUGUGAGCACUUUUCACAGGGAACGAGUGAGUGGACAAGGGGAUGGGUGCCUACCACGACCUCUCCAUACGCAUUUCUUGCAGCUGCAUAGGCCUAGGGCUGCACAAUUAAACGAACAUUAAUCGCGAUCACGAUUUUGGCUUAAAUGAAAUGAAUCGACCGCUGAUCAAUAUUGACUUUUUAAAUGCAUGCUCUGCUCAUUAAAAGAUUCCGCUGCAUAUCAAAUCAAGUGCUUCCUAAACUAACAGCUUGACUCUGGAAGGACUCAGCCAGCCAGUGCCCCGCCAGCAGUGGCAUUACACAUGGCCGAUCACUGUUAAAUCGCCUGUAAACGACACCAGACUGCUAUAGAAUAACAACACAGACCUCUACACACAUCAGACUGCUCGGCUAUAACUCGACAGACAUUUCUCCGUUCUUUGCUGGGAUGGUCGGCAUGCUGCAGUGUGUCAGUGUAAAUUACAGUAAAUACUCACACUGAGCUGAAAUGGAAACAAUGCGCUGCAACACGCAUCUUUGCAUUUAGAAAUAACGGUAUUAUUUUGAAGGAUUCUGUUAUUCAUAGAUAUAUUAUAACACCUACUACUAUAUAUAUAACACCUACUCAACGAGCGAGUAUCCAAAUAGUACUUAUUUAUAACAGUACUUAUUUUGAUGCAAAGAUUUGUACAUUAGCAGGAAUGUAGCACACCAUGGAAGUGAAUUUAUUUAAAUGUGAAAGUGCAAUAAAAAUAUUUUGUCCCUAAAAUCAGUGAAUAAUCGUGGUAAUCGUGAUCUCAAUAUUGAUCAAAAUAAUCGUGAUUAUCAUUUUGGCCAUAAUCGUGCAGCCCUACUGCAUAUAGCCUACAUGACGAUACAGGAACUUUAAUAAAGGAACUACCUUCACUGAUUUACACAACAAAAUGACAUCUACAUUAGUGCUGUUGGCAGGGGCUUUCCUACAAUAUUAGGUAGACCUACAGUUUGCAUACUACACUCAUGUUUUUUUUUCUGCGGAAUUCAAUAAGCAUACUUGUGAUAAGAGACAGCAAUUUCCCCCACUUCAGCAUCCAGUUAUAUCGUUUGGUGGAAAUAACAAAUGAUCCAUUUUCAUGACACAGGUUGGCUCAGAAUCCCCUUGUUAAACUUCUCAAGCACACUAAAUGCAUCCAAACGCACUUUAAGACUUGUAGUACGAGUGUGUGCGUGUGAGAGCAUGUUAUAUGUUGGAACAGCACAGCUUACUGACUUUAACAUUGAGACAUUUGAGAAGGUAAAUCUGUGACAGUCUAAAUGCUGGUGGAAAACGUAGAGAAAAGACUCCAGACUUUGAUUGUACUGUGUCAAAUGUUAUAAUGGAAAGUAUUUAAAAAAGAUUUCACUAUAAAAAUUUUA